Messenger RNA from Dovyalis caffra, 1113 nucleotides. Lineage: Eukaryota; Viridiplantae; Streptophyta; Magnoliopsida; Malpighiales; Salicaceae. The record is from the annotation of a GenBank genome assembly.
AUGGAUGGGAUAACAAAUGUUAUGGAGUAUGAGGAAAUUGCAAGGCAGAAACUACCCAAGAUGGUUUAUGACUACUAUGCAUCAGGUGCAGAGGACCAGUGGACUCUUAAGGAGAACCGAAAUGCCUUCUCUCGCAUUUUAUUUCGACCACGCAUUCUUAUCGAUGUUAGCAAGAUUGACAUGUCAGUAACUGUCUUGGGCUUCAAGAUUUCAAUGCCUAUCAUGAUUGCUCCAACAGCAAUGCAGAAAAUGGCUCACCCUGAAGGAGAGUAUGCGACAGCAAGAGCAGCUUCAGCAGCUGACACAAUUAUGACGCUAUCCUCAUGGUCUACUUCCAGUGUUGAGGAGGUUGCUUCAACUGGGCCAGGCAUUCGGUUUUUCCAACUCUAUGUGAAUAAAGACAGGAAUGUGGUUGUCCAGCUCGUAAGAAGAGCUGAGAGUGCUGGUUUCAAGGCAAUUGCUCUCACUGUGGAUACUCCAAGACUUGGCCGUAGGGAAGCUGAUAUCAAAAACAGAUUUACAAUGCCACCAUAUUUGACUUUGAAGAACUAUGAGGGCUUAGACAUUGGCAAGUUGGAUAAGACUGAUGGCUCUGGACUAGCUUUGUAUGUUGCUGAACAAACUGAUGGGUCACUUAACUGGAAGGAUGUGAAGUGGCUUCAGACAAUCACAUCAUUGCCGAUUCUAGUGAAGGGUGUACUCACUGCUGAGGAUACAAGGCUAGCCAUAGAGAAUGGGGCUGCAGGAAUCAUUGUCUCCAAUCAUGGAGCACGCCAGCUUGAUUAUGUUCCUGCUACUAUUAUAGCAUUGGAAGAGGUUGUCAAAGCUGCACAAGGCCGUGUUCCUGUUUUUCUUGAUGGCGGCAUUCGGCGUGGAACAGACGUAUUCAAGGCAUUGGCCCUUGGAGCAUCUGGAAUAUUUAUUGGAAGGCCAGUUGUGUUCUCAUUGGCCGCUGACGGUGAAGCUGGCGUUAGGAAAGUACUUCAGAUGCUUCGUGAUGAGCUUGAACUAACGAUGGCUUUAAGUGGUUGCCGCUCGCUAAAGGAGAUUACUCGCAACCACAUUGUAACCGACUGGGAUGUUCCCAUUCCCCGUGUUGUGCCAAGGUUAUGA